UGUCGAUGUGCUGAUGGCCUUCGUGUUGCUGGAAGUCCUCGCUGAGCUGUCAGAGAGAGCUGAGAUGGCAAAAAAAGUUGACGCCUUCCUGCCAAGCAUGAUGAAGAUACUGGAAGCUGGCAGUGAAGAUGAAAAGCUGAAGAUCAUUGUGGUCUUCCGAAAUAUCCUGGGUCAGCUGAAAAAGGCAAAGGCCAGCUCCAUCGCCAUGAUGCUGGUGGGGAAGGUGCUGCCGCUCUUUGACUCGGAGUGCAGCCAGCUGCGAGAGCUCUCCCUGUUGCUCUUCAGAGACCUGCUGAAGGCUGUGUUGAGUAGGGAUGAGAAGAAGAUGAGGAGGAACAUUCAGAGUGCUCUGGUCCCUCUUCUCUUCCGUCUGAAUGACCAUAUCCCCAGCGUGGCUAAGGCCUCCAGGGAAGCCCUUUUUGCUGCUGCAGAGCUUCUCAAAUGGAAGCAGCUCAAGCACCUGCUGCAGAGAGAGCGGAUGUGGGAGCUUGGAGAAUGCUUGCUGCUGAGGAGGAGCAGCAGGGCUGAAGAGUACAUGCAUCAGAGCCUGCCCUACCUGAGGGACUCUCAGUCCUCCGUGCGCCUGGCGGCCGUCAGGUUCAUCAGUGAGUCACAGCCCCUGGCCCCUUUUGGGCCAGCCUGGCCACUUCCUUGCCACUGCACUGGCAGCAAGGGGCAACCCUGUGGCAACCCCAACCACCCCAUGCCGAGCCUCAGCCUCCCUCUGCCCCUUGCCACAAGCUGGGCUUGGUGACCGCCUUGCUCAGCCCCACUCCCUUUGGCUGCUGGCGGCCCCUGGGUCAGCCCUGCAGAAUGGGAGGGCAGCAGGGCCGGGGCUCACACUGCUGGGAGCACAGCAGGA
Corvus hawaiiensis (hawaiian crow) is the source of this 862-nucleotide messenger RNA. RefSeq names its product maestro heat-like repeat family member 5. The record is from RefSeq and is a predicted model, not a curated record. Lineage: Eukaryota; Metazoa; Chordata; Aves; Passeriformes; Corvidae. Gene Ontology annotation, cellular component: cytoplasm. Bases 14 to 754 code for a protein of 246 amino acids. The transcript has 5 exons.